Helicoverpa armigera (cotton bollworm) is the source of this 1020-nucleotide messenger RNA. RefSeq names its product brachyurin. Gene Ontology annotation, biological process: proteolysis. The record is from RefSeq and is a predicted model, not a curated record. Bases 17 to 886 code for a protein of 289 amino acids. Gene Ontology annotation, molecular function: serine-type endopeptidase activity. The transcript has a single exon. Lineage: Eukaryota; Metazoa; Arthropoda; Insecta; Lepidoptera; Noctuidae.
ACAACAAACGUCCACAAUGCGCGCGCUUCUCUUAAUCUGUUUAUUCUUCGUUGGGUCCUCGUGGACCCACGGAACAACAACUGACGAACCGUUAGGAUGGCAUCAGAAAGUUGGCAUCAAAAAUGCCAAGAGGAUUAAACAGUUGGAGGAUCCCACACGAAGUGGUCGCAUCGUCGGAGGAGCUAUAGCACCUAUCUCCGCUCAUCCUUAUCUUGCCGGACUCCUCAUUGAUAUCGUUGGAUUCUCUUCGCCGUCAGCUUGUGGAGGGUCACUACUUUCUCAAAAUAGAGUCCUGACUGCGGCUCAUUGCUGGUUCGACGGUUUUAACCAAGUACACCGAAUCACCGUCGUCCUGGGCUCACAAUUCCUUUUCCAUGGAGGCGUAAGAGUACCUGCAUCUGCUAUUGCCGUAUUCCCAACCUAUGACUGGAGAACAUUCGCCAACGAUAUUGCAAUGUUAUAUUUGCCAGUUCAAGUUCCUCUUGCUUUUGAUAUCCAGCCGAUAGCUCUGCCAUCGGGGCCGCUCUUACACAUGGACUAUACUAACCAGACAGUCAUUGCUGCCGGAUACGGACGGUACUCAGACGUAACGAACCCCACCACGAAUACCAUGGCUAGAAAUGUCGAGCUGGAAGUGAUACCUCUACAGACAUGUCGAUCAUUCUACGGAGAUUUAGUGCUUGAUUCUAACAUAUGCACGAACGGCUACGGGCAGGUUGGUAUUUGCCAAGGCGACUCUGGCGGACCGUUGACAAUGAACGUUCAAGGACAGCAAGUUCUAAUCGGAGUGAGUUCAUUUGUAGCUCGUGAUGGAUGUGAAUUAGGAUAUCCUUCUGCUUUUGCAAGAGUGAGCAGUUACAUCGACUGGAUUCGGGUACAGUUAUAAAAACAACAAUAUUGUUAAAGAAACAAUCAAGGCUUUGGUGUUCGAUCAUACUGCUUCGGAUGGAAAACAUAGAAUCAUUGAUAGAUUUAUGAUGAACCUGGAUUCUUUAUUGUAUUAAAUAUUGUAAUCAUGAA